Molecule: messenger RNA, 1440 nt
Organism: Trichoderma asperellum CBS 433.97
Lineage: Eukaryota; Fungi; Ascomycota; Sordariomycetes; Hypocreales; Hypocreaceae
Biological process (GO): regulation of transcription by RNA polymerase II
Cellular component (GO): transcription regulator complex; PcG protein complex; chromatin
Molecular function (GO): DNA-binding transcription factor activity, RNA polymerase II-specific; RNA polymerase II cis-regulatory region sequence-specific DNA binding
Source: RefSeq, a predicted model, not a curated record
AUGGCUGUCGCAGCUCAACCACACGUCAAUCCAGGCUGGGGCCGUUGGCCUCAGCACACACCAUCAAGCUUCCCCGUCAUGGGCUCCCCGGGAUUCACGUCCUAUGAUCCCAGAUCUCAAGUCAGCAGCCAGAUACAGCGCCAAGUAUCUCCUCCGUAUCUAAUGGGCUCAACCUACAAUCACUCCCCAAUAUCUACCGUUUCGCCUCCCCAAUAUCACAGCCACAGCGCAUUUUCUUAUAUGCCAUACCAUAGCCCACCACCAUCAACUCCUCUCGGCGCACCGUUUAAGACGGAAUUCCGAGAGCAUCCUUACAUGGUCACGGAGGCCUCUGCUGUCGACCAACGCAAUCUCCAGUCGAUGAAGGAAUACCAGCCCUAUUCCCCUAUAUCGAGAAGGGAAUCGGUUUCUUCUAAUAGCCAUAGCCACUUUACUCCAGGUCCCGCUACUCCAGGUUCUUUCGCUUCAGGUCCCAUUUCUCUUAGUCCAAUCGCUCCGAGUUCCCUCAUUGCAGCUCGACUUGACAACUCUAAGACACUUUCUUAUAACGAAACACUUGAUCCAGCGGAUAAGAUCGACUUCAAAACGGAUGUUGACGAGCUUAUGAAGGCUAUACAGGGGUCUCGAUCAAAGGGAGAGUAUGAGCAGCUUCCCACGCCUGCCCCUACGCCAGAGUAUGUUGCGACACCCCCUUCGACGCUUCCUACCCAGAGUGGAAAGCCCAGAAAGCAGUGGAUAUGUGAUGGCCCCAACUGCGGCAGAGCCUUCACCCAAAAGACGCAUCGUGAUAUUCACCAACGAACACACACUGGCCAUAGACCAUAUGUCUGCGAUAAGGCCAAUUGCGGUCUUACCUUUUCCCAACGCGGAAAUCUUAGGACUCAUAUACGCCGCCAUACGGGCGAAAAACCGUACCGCUGCAGUCAAUGUACCAAAUGCUUUGCUCAGCGAGGAAAUCUCCGAUCUCAUGAAGAGACUCAUAAAGGCCUGAAGCCAUUUAUUUGCCGACUUGAUGACUGCAACAAGGCAUUUUCUCAACUAGGCAAUAUGAAGACUCAUCAAAACAAUUUUCACAAGGCCACACUUAAAAAACUUAUCGCCCUCUUUGUACAAUUCUCAGAGGAAGGCGAAGUGCCUGAGGCCUAUCGAGAGCUUUUUGAUUAUUUUCAGAAGCACUACAAAAACAGCAACAAGGGCGUUAAAGGUCGGGGAAAGACUCGCGCCGUGACGGCCCGCGGGCCCCUCCAUUCUGUCGCCUCUCAGGUAUCUCAGCUGGCUCUACCAACCCAAGACCCUAUGGUGUCGUCUUCGCCAUACACCAUCCCCCCGGGUUCCACCAACAUCUUGAGCAGUGUGCUUCGCAACCCCAACCCCUCCUACAGCCUCUAUGGGCCUGGAUCACCACCACAAAUGGGGUCGUCAAGCCACUUGCCAUAUUAA